Messenger RNA from Rotaria sp. Silwood1, 495 nucleotides. NCBI's taxonomy places the organism in Eukaryota, Metazoa, Rotifera, Eurotatoria, Philodinida, Philodinidae. The record is from the annotation of a GenBank genome assembly.
AUGUGGUCGACAUGUUUGUUGGCAACACGCUAUGCAUUAUCACAAUACCUCGUGGCGUUAGUAAUCGAUGAAAAAAUUGGUUAUCCAGAUUUUUUAGGCAAUAAUGAUACGACAAAGCUCGAAAAAAUGUAUCAAGAUUAUGCUUUCAAUGAUUUAUAUAUAUAUAAUGUUUUAAAAUUAUUAAAAAUAAAAUCCAAUGAAAAUCAUCGAAUGCUUCGCGAAUCUGUUGAUCGAAAAGCAUGGGGUGCUAGUCCACCGACUGUAGUCAACGCUUUUUAUAGUCCACCAAGAAACCAAAUCACCAUUGGAAUGGUCAUUUCUCAUGAAAUUACUCAUGGUUUUGAUGAUAGUGGUCGUCAGUAUGAUAAAGAUGGAAAUCGUAUUUCAUGGUGGACUCCUGAAACUAUCGAAAGUUUUAAUGAACAUAAGCAAUGUAUAAUUGAUCAAUAUAGUAAAUAUGUUAUAACUCAAAUCAACAUGACAGUAAUGACUUAA